This is a messenger RNA of Peronospora matthiolae, 486 nucleotides long. NCBI's taxonomy places the organism in Eukaryota, Oomycota, Peronosporomycetes, Peronosporales, Peronosporaceae. The record is from the annotation of a GenBank genome assembly.
AUGUUUGCAUCUGCUCACGAGCUGCUGCUGUAUCAGCAGACGUUGUGGUCGGAGAUUCGCUCUGGUACUACUACUACAGACGAGACAUUGACGACGGGGUGGAGCGAGCAGAGUAAAGCGCUGAUGCCGCCAUCAGUGGUUGGCCACUUGAUGGCCAAGAUGACGCACAAGAAAAAGCACGUGAUGGAAAGCACACGAGAGAGGCUCGUUUGUGCUGGGGACGACUUACCGGUGGACGACGCGAUCGACGAAGCUGCAGAGAGGGUUGGCAUCGUGGAUGAAGUGCUGCUAGCUGAUGAAAAUAUAUACGUCAACGUGUUGAAAGCAUGUACGGAGAUCGAGGAUUUCUCCACGUUUGAAGAUGCGUUCCGCGGGAUGGUUGCUCGAGGUGUAGCACGUAGUGCUGGAUUUGGGUCGGCGAUCCGUUAUUGUCACAUGCAGUUGGAUCCAACCUUUCUCGAAGAAGUGUUGGACGAGGUAUUCUAA